Messenger RNA from Copidosoma floridanum, 3322 nucleotides. Its product is annotated as transmembrane protein 53. The record is from RefSeq and is a predicted model, not a curated record. Lineage: Eukaryota; Metazoa; Arthropoda; Insecta; Hymenoptera; Encyrtidae.
GGGGAGGGGGGUGCAGUCAGUCCGAUCACUCCGAUCUCGUCAGUCGUCAGAGCUUGCGGCCCGUUUUCACGCUGUUGCUUGUAUGUAUAUAUGUGCACUUUUGGGCCUUAUUGUACUUAUAUAUCAUCGCGAAGGCGACGAGAGAGCUCGAGGAAUAAGCCUAUACAUAUACAUAUAUAUAUGAUGUUUGAAAGCAUCAUUUCCGUUAUUUAUGACCUUUUUCCUGCUGUUAUUGUCGCAUAUUUGCGAGAAUGAUGGGAGACGAGCUCGAGUACCACUUCACCUUUCCCCCCGGCACGGGUGCUGGGAGCGUCAAGUCGGGAUCGUCGUCGAGAGAACCUUCGCUGGGCACCACGGCCAGCCGCGGCAAUCGUCCUGGCAACACCGACAACGAAGAGUCGUCGGCCUCGUCCCAGGGAUCGUCCGAUGACUUUGUGUUUGUCUACGACGAGGCCAAGAGACCCCUCGUCGUGUUGCUCGGCUGGGCUGGCUGCCAGGACAAGUAUCUCGCCAAGUACAGCGCUAUUUACGAGGAGAGGAGCUGCAUAACGCUACGGUGUACCGCGCCCCUGGCGUGCUUGUUUUAUCGUAGGCACAAGCUACCCUCGAUGAGUAAGCGGUUGCUCAAAGUAAUCACUGAAAAAUGCUCGGACGGGAGACCAGUGUUCUUUCACGUGUUUAGCAACGGAGGGGCUAUAUUUUAUCAGCACAUCAGCUCGGCCAUGCAACAAGCGGGCUCGCCGAUCAAGGUCGAAGGCGUGAUUUUUGACAGUUCACCCGGGCAGAGACGAAUAAUGAGCCUUUACCGGGCAAUCAGUGCUGUCAUGGGUGGCAACGUGAUUACGAACGUACCGGUGUCGUUUGCGUUCACGCUUUUCCUCUCGAUAUUUUGGUUCAUCGAGAUUGUAAUGCAUUCCUUGGGAAGCAAAAACACCGUCUACACGGACCCAACUGCGCUCACCGAGGAAAAGUAUUCCUGUCCACAGUUGUUCCUCUACUCAAACGCCGACAAAAUGGUUAGCGCUAGUGACGUAGAAAAAUUUGCGAGAAAGCGAGCCGAGCGCGGAGUCCGUACGCAGCUGGUGUUGUUCGCGAAUUCGCCGCACGUGAAGCACUACGCGGCAUACCGGGAUGUGUACGUGAACGCGGUCUGCGGCUUCAUCAACGAGUGCCUGAUGAACGAGCGGCCGGCCGGCUCACAUCGAAGCACAGCAGACAACAAGGACGACUGCAGUGACGAUGGAAAGGACGCUAACAGUGAAAGAAUUUGCAGCGACAAAAGUUUAACGGACUCUCCGUUGACGACGCCUAAGCUCACCAAGAGGAUCGUUCGGGUCGAUGAGGCGACCCUUACCAGCCAAUGAAUGCAUGCGCAUGUAUGUAUAUCAUGUACGUGUAUUUAUAUUGACAUAUAAAUGUGUACACUUCAUUAAUUUGAAACAUGUUAUAUUUUAUCAUAUGUACGUGCGUCAUGCCAAUGUUUGCUAUACUAUACGUGCUUCGAAAGGCGCGCGAAACAAAGGAGAAUUUUUUUUGGUAUAAAUUAUUACGGCAUAGCAUAUCAUAGAAGCGCAACUCUAUAGGUCAUGAAAAUUUUGUUAACACUUAUAGGAAAAUUGUAUCUUUGUUCCCCUUAUAUUUUCACUUGGUGAGGUAUAUUGUAAAAUCUGCCUGACUAUAUGAUCGAUACGCGGACAUUUAACUAAUUAAUAGUGAUACAUUGGUGAUCAGAUAAUAAUAUAUAAUAUAUGUAUGUUACAUAUGUCCCAAUUCGUUGUGUUGAUUAAUAUUAAAAUUGAUGUAUUGCAUACCUCCUGGCGAAUAACGAAAAAUUUUGAGGUACAGAGUUGUGAUAGAAGUAUAUGCAUAUGAGUAUUUUUUUAACUUUUUGUGUCCGUUCAAUGUUAUAACAUAUAUGUUGAUAUGCAUAUGUGGUGUCGUAUGCGACAAAGGCGAUGCGUUACGUUAUAUGUGGUGCGUACAAAAGUUCACGCGGAUCAAAUAAUUUCAAUUUUCAUUGUAUUUCUACAAGUAUGUGGACGAUUAUUAUGUUGUUCGAGUACAAAAGAAAAGUUCGAAUAUGUAUGUGAACGAUUUUUUAACUUGAAAUAUAUUUUUAUACUUAUACAAAAUGCAUCGACAAAAUCAAUGAUAAGUAUUACCAUGCAAGCUCAAAUUUUACAAGUUUAUACACAAAAAAUAUGUACAAUAUGAGUUAAAAAAUCGAAAUUGACUGUUUCAUAUAACACAAAUCACAAAUCUGCACAGCUUUUCUCUGAUAUUAUUACUCAACGUUUUAUGUUGUAUGUGAAAGUAUGUACAUAUAAGUGUACAUGUGCUUUUGGAAAACGAAUAUAUUCUGGCGAAAUGUUAUAAAUUUUUUAAAUUAAAUUUCAUUUUUCCAAACUUGUUUGUUUUCAAAAAUUUUUUAGAAACAUUAUACACAUAUGUUACAUAAAAUUAAUUUUGAUACAAAGCGUUUAUUACCAAAAUUGGUUGUUACUAAACAUAAAGUACCAAAAUCUGUUGACAACUUCAAUAUUUUCGUAAAAAGUUAUUGAUUGGUACCUCAAAUUGAUACAUACAAAUUAUUAUUUACAGUAAACAAAAAAUGUUCAUAUGAUAUCGAUGUACAAAUUAAAGUAAUUUUAUUACACAAAAAAGAAAAACUUUUAACAAAGUGAUGACGAAACUAUAAUUUAAGAAGCAUUUAAAAUUCAAAUGGCAGAUGUUGUUUAUUUAUAAAAUUUAUUUUUUACUGUAGGAUAUCACAAAAAUAAUAUGGUAUCAAUUUCUAUGGAUGUUCACAUAAAUAUAUAGUGAUAGCAGGUAACAUAUUACAACUUGUAAUUACACUUUUUGGUAAAAAUUUUGUUGUUUAAAUCAUAAAUAUAUUUUCAAAUCGUAGGAUUCAUCACUAUUAUACAAACGUAGUUAAAAAUAUGUAGAAAAAAUAAAAUAAAAUAAAAUAACAUGUAAAUAUAAAAUAAUUGUAUGUGAAAACCAUCAAGCUGGCCUUGAUCUGGCUUACACAAUAAAUCAGUGGACAUAAGAAUCUAUCUUCAACGUUUAUUGUUCAGCAGUUGUUAUACAUAAAUAUCCCCAUAUAUGAGAAUAUUUAUAUUUUGGUGUGAUAAUUAUCAAUGAAUAAAGACUGAGUAGUGUCACAAAAUGUCUUUACUUUCGUUUGAUACUUCAAUCGAGCAUUUUCCUUGUUAACUACCUUGUGCAUAAGUGUUUCUCGCAACAUAAUUAAAAAUAUAAAAAUAAGUGAAUAACUAAAAAAAAAAACUUUAAUGCUUUUACAUGGGUAACUGUAGGA